This is a messenger RNA of Phascolarctos cinereus (koala), 1485 nucleotides long. It is a transcript of the gene KRT19, whose product is annotated as keratin 19. Gene Ontology annotation, molecular function: structural molecule activity. The record is from RefSeq and is a predicted model, not a curated record. Gene Ontology annotation, biological process: epithelial cell differentiation; intermediate filament organization. NCBI's taxonomy places the organism in Eukaryota, Metazoa, Chordata, Mammalia, Diprotodontia, Phascolarctidae. Gene Ontology annotation, cellular component: cytoskeleton.
GGUGAGGCCCUCUGCACUUUCCGCUCUAAACUUCCAAGCGCUCUCUUGUUCCCCACCAGCGUCCAGCUGCCCUCCAGGGUCCCAGCCUCUAGCCUCCCAGGCCAUCAUGACUUCCUACAGCUACCGCCAGUCGUCCUCCACCUCCACCCUGGGGCUGGGGGGCAACAACGCUGUGCGCUUCGGAAGCGGGGCUGCGUUCCGGGCGCCCAGCAUCCACGGAGGCUCGGGAGGCCUGGGCGUGUCCGUGUCCCGCUUUGCCUCUUCGGGCCUGAGUGGGAGCUACGGGGGCGGAAGCAGCAGUUUCAGCUUGGGCUAUGGGGGAGCCGACGGGCUUCUGGCGGGCAACGAGAAGAGCACCAUGCAGAACCUCAACGACCGUCUGGCCUCCUACCUGGACAAGGUGCGUGCCCUGGAGGAGGCCAACACUGACCUGGAGGUCAAGAUCCGGGAUUGGUACCAGAAACAGGGUCCUGGACCCGCCCGAGACUAUAGCGCCUACAUGAAGACUAUCGAGGACCUCCGAGAUAAGAUUCUUGGUGCCACCAUCGAGAACUCGAAGAUUGUUCUGCAAAUUGACAAUGCCCGGCUGGCUGCGGAUGACUUCCGAACCAAGUUUGAGACUGAGCAGGCCCUGCGUCUCAGUGUGGAGGCUGACAUCAAUGGCCUGCGCAGGGUGCUAGAUGAGCUGACCCUGUCCAGGGCUGACCUGGAGAUGCAGAUUGAAGGACUGAAGGAGGAGCUGGCCUACCUCAAGAAGAACCAUGAAGAGGAAAUGAGUGCUCUGAGUGGGCAGGUGGGUGGCCAGGUUAGUGUGGAGGUGGACUCAGCGCCAGGCAUCGACUUGGCCAAGAUCCUGACGGAUAUGAGAAGCCAAUAUGAGGCCAUGGUUGAGAAGAACAGGAGUGAUGCCGAAGCUUGGUUCACCAACAAGACAGAGGAGCUGAACCGAGAAGUAGCCGUCCACACGGAACAGCUCCAGACCAGUAAGACUGAAGUCACCGACCUCCGGCGGACCCUUCAGGGGCUAGAGAUCGAGCUGCAGUCUCAGCUCAGCAUGAAAGCUGCUCUUGAAGGCACGCUGGCAGAAACAGAGGCCCGUUAUGGGGCCCAGCUGUCACAGAUACAGGCUGUCAUCAGCAGCAUCGAGGCCCAGUUGAGUGACAUCCGAGCCGACACAGAACGCCAGAACCAAGAAUACCUGCUCCUCAUGGAUAUCAAGAGUCGUCUGGAGCGGGAGAUUGCUACCUACCGCAGCCUCCUGGAGGGCCAUGAUUCCCAUGAUAACAGUGCACCUACAGCCCCCAAAGCCCUCUGAGUCACAGGAGGCUCCUGGGCAUGGAGAGUCCUGGUUACAGGGCCCUCUGAAGAGGGGUGAGGAAGCAGCCAAGUGAGGGCUUCCACAUUAGAGCAUGUCUGGGUGGGAGAGGGUAGCACCCUGGAUGUAUUCCCAUAUCUCCCCUAAUAAAACUUCUGACCUUAAGGAAA